This is a messenger RNA of Gopherus flavomarginatus (Mexican gopher tortoise), 5001 nucleotides long. It is a transcript of the gene PHC3, whose product is annotated as polyhomeotic homolog 3. Lineage: Eukaryota; Metazoa; Chordata; Testudines; Testudinidae. Bases 181 to 3207 code for a protein of 1008 amino acids. The transcript has 15 exons. The record is from RefSeq and is a predicted model, not a curated record. Gene Ontology annotation, molecular function: zinc ion binding; protein binding. Gene Ontology annotation, cellular component: nucleus; PRC1 complex.
GCGUGAGGGGCGUAGGACUCGGAGGAGCAGCUGUCUGCCACACUAUGGCGCCAACACAGAUCAGAGGCCCGCGGUGCUAGGUGAGGCACCUGCCGCCGUGGGGCGGGACGUCUGGAGUCGGGGACUCACAACUCCCCCUUUCCCCCGACUCCGAGCGCCCGGCGGCGGGGCGCAUGCGCAAUGCCUCCCCGUGAGGGAGGAGAGAAGAUGGCGGAAGCGGAACUGAAAGAACGUUGCACUGCAAUGGAGAAUGAAUCAAAUGCAACGACGUGUUCCGCAUGUACAACUACUACCACCACCACCACCUCCUCCUCCUCCUCCUCUCGGACACAACCACCACAGAUAUCUGUCUAUAGUGGAUCCGACAGACAUGCUGUACAGGUUAUUCAACAAGCCUUGCAUCGUCCCCCCAGCUCAGCUGCUCAGUAUCUUCAGCAGAUGUAUGCAGCCCAACAACAGCAUUUAAUGCUGCAGACUGCCGCUCUACAACAGCAACACUUAAGCAGUACCCAGUUUCAGAGUCUGGCAGCUGUUCCACAGGCAAGCCUGUCAGGUGGAAGGCAGUGUUCAUCCCCUACUGGGAGCGUCACUCAGCAGUCAAGCAUAUCGCAGACCUCGAUUAACCUUUCCACCUCUCCUACACCUCCACAAUUAAUAAGCCGUUCGCAGACCUCAAACACUACUAGCAGCAGUAUAACCCAACAGACUAUGUUGCUGGGGAGCACUUCUCCUACCCUGAGUGCAAGCCAGGCUCAAAUGUACCUCCGAGCACAAAUGCUGAUUUUCACUCCUGCUACCACUGUGGCUGCUGUCCAGUCUGACAUUCCUGUUGUCUCAUCAUGUUCCUCUUCCUGUCAGUCUGCAGCUACUCAGGUUCAGAACUUAACAUUGCGCCAUCAGAAGUUGGGCGUAUUGUGUAGUUCACAGAAUGGCCCACCAAAGAGCAGCUGUCAAGCUCAGUCAUUGGCUCUAUGUACUAAUAAAACUGUGACCGGUACCAAGGCCAGCCAACCUGAUUCUCCAGACAGCAACCGAAAAGGAGAGAGCCCAGCAUCUGAGUGUCGAAGUACAUCUGUCACACGAACAUCAAGUAUACAUCAGUUAAUAGCGCCAGCUUCAUAUUCUGCAAUUCAACCUCAUUCUCUAAUAAAACAUCAACAAAUACCUCUUCAUUCACCACCUCCAAAGAUUUCCCAUCAUCAGCUGAUAUUACAACAGCAGCAAGUUCAGCCAAUCACACUUCAGACUCCUCCUGAUCAGGAACCACCUCCAUCACAACACUAUGUUCCACUCCAAAGCCAUGGUCUUCCUCCAGUUCCUAAUAGUGUCCAGUCACAACAUUGCUCACCUGUUCACAUCCAUCCUCCUCCUUUAACAAUAUCUCCUACUCCAUCCCCAUCAGCUCAGCAGUCAGUAGUGGUGUCUCCUACGCCUGCUCACUCACCUAGUCAGUCGCCCACCAUAAUAAUUCAUCCACAAGCACUUAUUCAGUCACAAGCACAUCCUCUUAUGCCAUCAGCUGUACAGUCGGAGCAGAAUCCACAGCAGCCCACUACUAGUCAAGUACGACCAGUAACACAACAGCUUAAUCUUCCAUCCCAUCUUACAGUUCCACCUUCCCCAGUAGUACACAUUGGGCCAGUAGAUCAGCCGAACUUGAUGUCCCCGGGCCAGCAGACAGUGUCUCCAACACCACAUCAGCAAUAUCCGCCCUUACAGUCCGUGCCAAUCCCAGUUGCAACCCCUCCACAGCUGUCAACAUCUCCAACCCAGAUUCAACAACUGCCCUUGCAGUCUGUGCAAUCUUUACAAAUGCAGCCUGAAAUUCUAUCCCAGGGCCAGGUUUUGGUGCAAAAUACUUUGGUUUCUGAGGAGGAGCUUCCUGCUGCAGAAGCUUUGGUCCAACUGCCAUUUCAGACUCUUCCGCCACCACAGACUGUUGCAGUAAACCUUCAAGUACAACCGUCGGUACCUGUUGAAACCCCUGUGAUUUACCAAGUGGAGAACGUGUGUGAGGAAGAGAUGCCAGAGGAGUCUGAAUGCGUCCGUAUGCUUAGAACACCUACCCCACCAACCUUGUCUCCACCGAUCAUAACCUUAGGGAAUGGCGAGGAGCUUGCUUCAGAGGCGCCUUUGUCAGAACAAGUGGGACUUCCUGCAGUGGCAUCAUCAGUCAGUGCCUCAGUAAUUAAAUCUCCAUCAGACCCUUCACAUGCCUCUCUUCCACCACCUCCUCUUUUGCUUCCGGCAGCUGCCACAAGGAGUAACAUCACAUCAAUACCUAAUAGCAUUCCUAACCUAGAAAACAAACCUCCACAGGCUAUCGUUAAACCACAGAUCCUGACUCAUGUUAUUGAGGGCUUUGUGAUUCAGGAGGGUUUAGAGCCAUUUCCUGUAAGUCGUUCAUCUCUUCUGAUUGAGCAGCCUGCGAAAAAAAGGCUCCUAAUGGAGGGUCAGGUCAUGAGUGUCAUGUGUGUUGAGUCAGAGCUGCAGAACAAUACAAAACAUGCAGAGAACUCCUCAGACACAGAGAUAGAGGACAUAAUUACAGAAGAGGGGCUAGAUGAAAUGGAAAAUGAUCUCCUGAAGUGUGAGUUUUGUGGAAAAAUGGGAUAUGCUAAUAAGUUCCUACGGUCAAAGCGAUUCUGCUCCAUGUCCUGUGCCAAAAGGCACAACGUUAGUUGCACUAAAAAAUUUGGGCUGUUUACAUCAGACAAGAACAGUCGUUGGAAUCGGAAGGCAGAUAGCCAAAGUCUUGGGCGACAUGCACGUCGACCAAGUGGCUCUGAUGGGUCAUCACGAGAGCACUUCCUUAGACAGCUUCCAAUUACUUAUCCAUCUGCAGAAGAUGAUUUGGUUUCUCAUGAUGAUGGUGUGCCAGCUGCCAUGACCACUCGUCUGCGAAGACAAAGUGAGAGGGAAAGAGAACGUGAACUUAGGGAACUAAAAAUUAGGAAAAUGCCAGAGAAUGUUGACUUGCUACCAUCUGUACAAGCUGAUCCAUCAGUGUGGACAGUUGAUGAAGUUUGGGCCUUCAUACGUUCUUUGCCUGGUUGUCAAGAUAUUGCAGAUGAAUUUAGAGCACAAGAGAUCGAUGGACAGGCCCUUCUCUUGUUGAAGGAGGAUCACCUUAUGAAUGCAAUGAACAUUAAGCUGGGACCUGCACUGAAAAUUUGUGCACGAAUCAACUCAUUGAAGGAGUCCUAGUGGGAAGCUUUAGACAGUAGCCUCUCUCUCUCUAACAGACUGAUACACACUAUGGCAUACCUAUUACUGUGAUGUUUUGUUAAAUAUUUUUUUUCACAUAAAGACGUUAAAAUUUACUCCUCCAGCUGUAUCAUAUAAUCCUCCAAAACUUUCAGUAAUUAGCAGAUUUAUAAGCAAUGCUGGGGAAUCGUUAGAAUAAAGCAGAGGGUGAGGUAGGAUGAAUGGCACAUAUAAAAUGUAAUAUGUUGUGGUAGAUGAUACUAUUCUCCCCCAAAAAAACCCCAUAGUCUGUAUCAUACAAGAUUAAGGUUUUUUUAACACAAUCUGAUCAUCAUUUAAAUUAUAUUCAUAUAUUCAGAAAAACAGAUUUUCCCAUAGAAGCAUUUUUUAAACUAUGGAAUAACAGAAGAGUCCACUGAGAGUAUGUCUACACUACCCGUUGGAUUGGCGGGUAGCAAUCGGUUUAUCGGGGAUCGAUAUAUCGCAUCUCAUCUCGACGCCAUAUAUCGAUCCCCGAAUGCGCUCCUGUUGACUCCGGAACUCCACCAGAGCGAGCGGCGGUAGCAAAGUCGACGGGGAGCCGCGGCCAUCGAUCCCGCGCCAUGAGGAUGGGAGGGAAGUCGAAAUAAGGUACUUCGACUUCAGCUACGCUAUUCACGUAGCUGAAGUUGCAUAUCUUACAUCAACCCCGCCUCCUAGUGUAGACCAGGCCAAAGUGUGUGGAAGCACUGUUUAUGGUAAAAUGCUAUGCAUUUAGGCAUGCUCUCUGAGUUUCGUUUAGACUUGAGCAUAUCGUUUGCAGGGAAUUUGUAACAAACCUCUUCUUCUUAUAGCGUAAAGCUUAUCUGUUUGCCACUGUAGUAUUUUUUUUCGUGUGGAAGCAUUCUGUAAAAUGUACGUAGGAUGUUCAUAAUCCUGACACUCGCAAUGGUAGAGCUACUGACAUGCAAAUGGCAUGACACUCUUCCCAGAGAGUACUGAAGCACAUACAUCACUUUUGUUGUUUGUAUGCUGGUAUGCACUAAGAGGGCAUUAAGUUGUUAUACUUCUAGUUUGCUUCCUGCUAGUUAACCUAGACCAAUGCACACUUGCUGGUUAAAAGAAAAGAAUUAGUCAAAGGUGUGCUGAUAUUUGGCUCCUAUUUCACAGAUGACCUUGAAGAGCAAAUUGGAGCUGCAGAAAAAUGUCUACUUCCCUUUCCUUCAGUAGACAUAACACUUUGUUUCCAUCAGCAGACUUUCUGUCGAUAUCUACCAGAGCUCAGCAUUAGAACCACUGCAUUUAAUUAUAACUUCUUGAACUGACUCUCUCAAAAGAUUCUGUUCUGAUAUUUUCUAUCAGCCUCUGAACCUGGAAGUUAGGAUUGCCCAAAGUUACCUACUAAUGCAACAUAUAUGAUGAGAGCUUAACACCCUGUGGGGCACCAAAAGAUUUUGAAAAAUACACAGCCAAAAGCUGGGGUUUUUUGCUAAGCACUUUUAGAUUUAUUUUUUUCUGCACACCUCAUGGUGUGGGGAAGACAGUCUAAUCUGGCUAAUCACAGUGUGGUUAAAUCAAACUCCUUAACUGAAUGUGCACUGUACAGAUAUUUGGCGAUGUUCAAUUCAGUGGUAAAAUAAUGGAUACUUUGGGUUCUCCUUAGCUGCCUUUUUUUUUUUUUUUUUAUCCUUAUCUGUGCUGGUUUGAUAAGCUAGUAGAAGACUAAAGAUAUGUUGCUAAGUUAUCUCUUGGAUUUGUCAAAACUAGACAGGGUUGAUUAUGCAAAAAUACUACUUGGUUAUUUUUUAAUCUUUA